Puccinia triticina is the source of this 1347-nucleotide messenger RNA. RefSeq lists its product as uncharacterized. The transcript has 2 exons. The coding region runs from base 1 to 1347 and encodes 448 amino acids. Lineage: Eukaryota; Fungi; Basidiomycota; Pucciniomycetes; Pucciniales; Pucciniaceae. The record is from RefSeq and is a predicted model, not a curated record.
AUGCAUCCUUCAUCCGGGGCCAAGAAGGCAUCUCUGUCUCAACUGCCGCUUGAAAUCAAACAACGCAUUGUCCAUCAUGUUGUGAUGCAAACAGAGAAGAGACAUACUUACUUUCACAAACCUUUACCACUUUCCUUGGUCGAUCGAAAGUUUUAUGAACUCUGUCGUCCGUUUGAAUGGAAUGAGCUCAGCCUGCCGUGUCAGGCUAUACCCAACCUCGAAAAAUUCAUCCACCAAUCCCUACCUCGUCAGGCAAAUCAUGUAAGAUCAAUACUUAUCGGAGUACACGAACAGCCGCCGAGUCACUCAGAUGGCAUAUUUCCUAGAAAGCAGUUAUGCCACAUCUUGAAAGUCUGUACCAAUUUAACGAAGCUUAACAUACGCCUCGAAUGUGCAGCUUGGCUGGAUCAGUUUGGAAACUUGAUCAUUGACCCUGUGCAUAGACCGAUGUCAACCUUGUUACAACCCAUUUCUCAACUUUCCAACAUAACGUACCUCACUCUGGACAAUCUGAACGGGCAUAGAUGCAUGUUUGACGAACAGUUCUUGGUCAGAAUCUUAAGAAAUCUGGUGCAUCUCGUUUCUCUUCGAAUCAACAAAGUUGGAACCUCUUUCCCAACGUGCGACUUCGAUGAUCAACCACCGGUUCAGCCGUUGGUGUCACCGCUGGCAAUUCACCUCGCUUCGCUAUCCUCUCUCAAGUUUAUACACUUCUCAUACAUGCACUGCUUCGAUUCGGGAUGGAGUACAAUCAAGUGGAAAGGAGCGCUCGAAGGGAUCACCCUACGCAAAAGCAUGGUUUCACUUCGUGCCGUGCACGCUUUUUGCAGCCUCUUUGAAGAUAGUCUAGUCUAUCUCUCACUUUACUUGGUUCCUGUAAACAAAACUCCAACAUACGAAAUACCCGAAUCAGAUCGUGGAUGUGUUUUCCGCUUGCCCAGGCUGAAGAGGCUGUCUGUCUAUAAUAAGUAUAUAAUCCCAUUUCUUAGAUUGUUCCGAGAGUCGCCCAACAUCACCCGCAUCAGUAUCAUAUACUACAGCUCACUUAAAGGUAUCGUCGACUUGAUAAAUCGCGCCGAUCCAACAUGGAUUAACCUGAAGUCUUUGUUGGUACACGGAAGAAGGUGGCAAUUCAGCCGUGAUGCGAUCUCAGACCUCAUCAAGCAAGGUGCGGAAGCCGGCGUGAAAGUAGAAUGUGGUAUAUUGAAGAAAGUACGCCAGCCCUUUUUCGAGGAAGAUGAAUUUUCGACUGAAUCGGAUAGUGUAGAAGAAUCUGACGAAGAAAUUGAGAGCCAAGACAAACAUCAAGAUGUUGGGCAAAUCUCAGAUUGCUAUAAAUCACCAUGA